Messenger RNA from Olea europaea var. sylvestris, 1825 nucleotides. RefSeq lists its product as uncharacterized. Bases 1021 to 1566 code for a protein of 181 amino acids. The record is from RefSeq and is a predicted model, not a curated record. The transcript has 2 exons. Lineage: Eukaryota; Viridiplantae; Streptophyta; Magnoliopsida; Lamiales; Oleaceae.
GCGGUUGAAAAUGGUAUGCAAAAUAUCAUUUUUGGACGAAAUUCAUCAUUAAUGACAAGAUAUGCUAGUUAAUGAAAGAUUAAGAACAAAUACGAUAUUCAUACGAAGAUGAUUUUGAUACAUGUACAUUCUACAAAAUUGUUAGAACUAUCUAAAAACUUAAACGGUAAUAAAAGAGGUAUUUCCAUUAAAAGAAAAAACAUGACAUUGAUGCCAUAUAAAGCACAAACUGCUAUCUAAAAGUUGAUUAUUUAUAUUUUGAACUUGUGCAGAUGUAUUGAACUUUGAAGAGGAUUCGUGUUCCGGCCCAUACGGUGAAAGCAGCACCAGAACCAAGUGUGGAAAAUCGAGUGACUAUUAGAUACAGACCUCCAAAAAACAUCGUUUCGCGAUUAGAUUUGGUGUCUUUAAAAAAGAGAGGAAAAAAAAAGAAAAAGCCAGGCAUAGCUUGAAAAGUAUUCAUGUUCCAGAGGAAGACAUAGUCAAGCUCUCCGAAAGUAAGAAUAUUGUCAUUUGCUUUUCGACAAUUAUAAUUCAAUAAGUAAAAAAGUUGAAGGAAACAGUAAUUUUAUCUAAAAGAUUUGGAGUGGAGGAAGAAGAUAAAAGGCAUGCCAAAAGUUACGGAAAUUUGAAAAGAAAAAUAGAGCUUCAGCCUUCCAACUUUUUUUAACCACCCUACUUACUCCUCCUCAACCUACCUACCCCAGCCCCAGGCUGUACAAAUAAAGAAUUCCUGAAUUGUAGGAGACCCUGUCUCUUAUGUUUCAUCAGGACAUGAUCUGGGUGAAUUCUUACCAUCCAAAUAUGCACAGAAAUGAAUUUAUCUCAUAUGGUACCAAAGAAAGGAACAUUGAUCAGACAAUUAUGUUCCAAGAAUCCUGAUAUAUGCUAGGCAUGCAUUAAAUUCCUAGAAUUCAACAAUGGAGAAGUCCAUUUGACAUCACCUGCUGACCAUUUUCUUCCCUCAUUUUCCUCAAUUUCAUUGGAUUAACAGCAGAAUUCGUCGAAUUUAAAUAGAAAAUGGAUCUUUUCAAGAGAGCCAAGACAAUCCGACUGCGCAGCUACAAGGACAAAUACCUAAUAGCCGAAGAUGAUCAAGAAUCUGUCUGCCAACAUCGUGAUGGAACAACAAAUAAUGCACUCUGGACCGUUGAACUCGUUCAAGGAAGAGACCUUUUGCGCAUCAGAAGCUGUUACGGAAGAUACCUCACAGCCUCAAACGUCCCAUUUCUUCCCGGGGUUACAGGAAAAAAAGUCAUCCAAACCUUGCCGAGUAAAUUUGAUCCAGCCACCGAAUGGGAACCUUUGAGGGAUGGCAUGCAAGUCCGGCUUAGAACAUUGUGGGGCGACUUUUUACGCCCAAAUGGCGGCCUUCCCCCAUGGAGGAACUCUGUCACGCACGAUAUUCCUCAUUGGCACAAAUCCUACAACAAGAUCUUGUGGGAUGUUGAGGUGGUCGAGACCUUCCCAGUACUUCAUCGUACACGAUCAGAUUCUGCAUUCUUCAGAUCAAGAUCUUCAGCUUCUUCCAAAACCAAAGCAGACAAAUUCAUGAGUAUCCGUUAGAACAACCAUAACGGUUGAAGUUCUCCAAAUACAUUGUAUAAUAUGCAUAUUGAAAUUGGUCUUUGAAAAUCAGCAGCACAUAGAUUUCUCCCAAUUCUGGGAUUACAUUAUCUUUGCCUGAUGUCUUAUUAGGACCAAUUUAAGAAAGCUAAACGUUCACUGGUAUCAGUUUUUGGUAAGAUCACAAGACUAGUGGAGAAGGCGAAUUGCAUGUCUGUUUGUUGGUGUUAAGAAAUAUAGGAUUAUUUAUUAUUAUUAA